AUUAUCUCCGAAAUGCCCCUUUAGUUUUAUAUAGAACGCGGGCAUCAGCUUCUCGUCUACGCUUGCGGGUAUUGCUCUGAAAAACACCCGCCGUUUUUUGCUUUCGAAAACAACCAUUUCUACUGGAAAAGUUGGCCAUUGCUGUCUGCAGUUGGCUUAAUAUAUUAUCUAGGGUUCAAUAAUCUUAUUCUCGUUUCAUCCCCACCGUAAUCGCGCAAUUUCCCUGCUUUUGAAACUCUUCAAAGUUCUCGUUAUUUUGAGAAGAACAUUGAUAACCGUUCCUGUGGUAAUGAAGAAAGCCAAGAGGAACGUGGCCAUUGUAAUUUCAUCGUCCGAUGACGAUGAAGACUUUUCAGUGAAGUCGAAUUUCACCCACACGAAAUCGAAAGCGAAAUCGGAAUCGGAGUCUGUUCCGAGGAAGAACCCUAAAAGGGCUAAAACGGCGAUACUUUCGGCAUCAUGUCCACGCCCAUCUAAAGAGGGUAGUGUUUUCGAUGAGAUGAAACGGUUUUGUGAGGAGUUUGAUGAUGAUUUCACAGGCAUCAAGGUAUCUGCUGGUCUUCAAAGCAACAAUGACAUGUGGAUCGACAAACAUAAGCCUCAUUUCCUGGAAGAGCUUGCAGUUCAAAAGAAGAAGGUCGAAGAAGUGAAAACAUGGUUUGAAGAAAGACUAAAAGCUGCAACGGAUGGUCAUAGUAAUGUUCUUCUUGUUGCUGGACCUUCUGGUAUUGGAAAAACUGCGACUAUCCAUGCUAUUGCUUCGCAUCUUGGUGUCACAAUAUGGGAGUGGACCACACCUACUCCAACAGUUUGGCCAGAACAUUUGCAUAAUUCUAAUUCAGGGUUAAAAUACAUGUCAAAACUAGAUGAGUUUGAAGGUUUUGUUGAGAGGGUGAGAAAGUAUGGAUUAACUUCUCCAACAUUGAAGGGAUCACAGGCUUCAGUCAUACUCUUAGUGGAUGAUCUUCCUGUGGUAAAUGUAAGAGCUGCAUAUGGAAGGCUUCAAAGGUGUUUGACCCUACUUGUGCAAUUAGUCCGCAUUCCAACAGCCAUAGUGAUCACCAACUAUGACAAGGAUGACUCUGCAGACUUUAGCACACGCUGCUGGGAAGAACUCCUUGUAUCCCUUCAUAGUGCUGGUGCCUGUAAGGUCAACUUCAACCCUGUCACUGUCAAUUCAAUCAAGAAAACACUUACAACUAUAUGCAGAAAGGAGCAGCGUGAAGUUGGUGCUGAUUCGAUUGAUCUAAUAGCCAAAGCGAGUGGAGGUGAUAUCAGACAUGCAAUUAAUUCUCUGCAGUAUCUCUGUCUUAAACCACAUAGAAGGCCUAUUCUAUCGUCAAAAGAAAGACUGGAUAGUGUUAGUUAUUUGGAUGAUGUGUUUUGUUUGCCAUUCGGAAAAGAUGAAACCCUCUCUCUAUUCCAUGCAUUAGGCAAAUUUCUACACAACAAAAGAGAAAGUGAGCACACAAUUGCAUCAGAUAGAGACGCAUUCCUUCUGAAGGAAAACUUUGUGAGAUUUCCUCUGAAAAUGGAUGCUCCAGAAGUUAUUCUUUGUCAAGCACAUGGGCAAGCGACGACUCUUUCUGAUUUUCUGCAUGAAAAUGUUUUAGACUUUCUGAGUGAAGAAGCAAUAGAUGAUGCGUGGCUUGUGGCAUCAUAUUUAAGCGAUGCAGAUUUUCUUCUCUCUUCACUUAAUGGACAUCUAUCUAGAGACUUUGGAGCUGAGAACAUCAUACAGUCAGCUGCCGCUUCAGUUGCUGCCAGAGGAGUAUUAUUUGGGAAUGCUCAUCCAGUGCCUUCCAGGUGGCAUGCUAUUCGACGUCCCAAACUGUGGGAGGUUGAACAAUCAUCACGCCGCAAUAAGUGUCAAAUGUUUAGUCAGAGGGGUGACUUGUAUAAUAGCCUAACCAUAUCAAAUCAGAUAGUUAUGGCAACCGAGUUUAGGCCUUCCUUAAAAUGGCUUGGAUGCAGAGUAUCUGAAGGUUUCCAAGCAGACAACAUGGUUGAAUAUGACUCAGAUAGCGCCUGUUUGCAUGAGAAUAAGCUGGAUUUGUCAGACGAUGAGAUAGAAGAUUGGUAGUUUGAAGCAGUGUAUCAAUAUAUGGUACACGCGGGGUCUUUUUCAACUGUAAAUUAUGUACAUGGCUGAAAUUAUGUAAAUUUUCCAGAGGAAACAUACAGCUAAGUUCAUACUAAUUGAACUAAUAUUUUGGACAGUGCAGGAUUUGUGACGGAAGACCUUUGUUUUGUAGUUUGAGGAAUAUUCAACAAAAGUUUACUGA
This is a messenger RNA of Solanum dulcamara, 2285 nucleotides long. RefSeq names its product cell cycle checkpoint protein RAD17. Gene Ontology annotation, molecular function: ATP hydrolysis activity; chromatin binding. The transcript has 12 exons. Gene Ontology annotation, biological process: mitotic DNA replication checkpoint signaling; DNA damage checkpoint signaling; DNA repair. The coding region runs from base 290 to 2083 and encodes 597 amino acids. NCBI's taxonomy places the organism in Eukaryota, Viridiplantae, Streptophyta, Magnoliopsida, Solanales, Solanaceae. The record is from RefSeq and is a predicted model, not a curated record.